Messenger RNA from Bathycoccus prasinos, 3744 nucleotides. RefSeq lists its product with no specific name. Gene Ontology annotation, biological process: protein export from nucleus. Gene Ontology annotation, molecular function: nuclear export signal receptor activity; small GTPase binding. Lineage: Eukaryota; Viridiplantae; Chlorophyta; Mamiellophyceae; Mamiellales; Bathycoccaceae. Bases 1 to 3744 code for a protein of 1247 amino acids. Gene Ontology annotation, cellular component: cytoplasm; nuclear pore. The record is from RefSeq and is a predicted model, not a curated record. The transcript has a single exon.
AUGACGAGUAGAGAACAAAUCGAACACGCCGCUCAAAACCUCUCCUCUCGAACGCAAUCGAUUCGAGAACACUCGGAACAAACGUUACUCUCCUUUCGUAAAUCACCGGAGGCGUUGUAUUUGUGUCAAGAUAUACUCAUCAAUUCGCAAUCGAUCGAUGCAAAGUUUCAAGCGUCGAACGCGUUACGGUUUGCGAUUUUACAAAAAUGGGACGUGAUGACGAACGAUAUGCGCGCGGAGAUUCGACAGUUUUGCUUGAAGUAUUUAUUACAUUCACAGACGACGACAGAAACGUCUUCAUCUUCGUCUCGGAUGAGCAACGUCAUCAGCUCGCAGAUUGUUUCCGUGUUGGCGGUUGUGUUGAAGCGACAGUGGCUGGACGACGACGGGAAGCAACGACAGAUGGCGUUGGAAGAGUGCGAACGCGCGGUGUCGUCUUCAGCGACCGCUGGAGCGAGGAAACUCGGUUUAGACGUGUUCACGCAAGUCGUUUUGGAGUGUGCACCAAGCACGAGCUCGCCUAUGCAUUUAAAUUGGGAGUUUCACGAGCGAGUUCGAGACGCGCUCGAAAAGGAAGUUUUAGUCCAUUUUUUCUCGCACGCCGGGAACAUCGCCAGAGAAGUGCUGAUGGUUGAGGGAGGGAAAAUGGUAAAAUUAGGGAAAGACGAGGAGUGUUUCUUUGCGAGUUUACGGCUGUUGAACGCGUGCUUAUCGUGGGAUUUCUCUCGGUUCGGCGGGUUCGGUAAAAACGGCGCAAGAGGCGUAGAGAAUGAGAACGGAACAACAAGCAACGAUAAUCAUAAUAAUAGCAAUAGCAAAGGAGGUCGAAACGUUUUAGAAAACGCGUCAAUAUCCGAUGGUUUCAUUCCAGUGACGCCUGGGGAAACGUGGCGAGACGUUUUGUUGCAAUCUGGAGAGAAUGACACGUUCGCGUGGCUUUUUUCUUUACACGAAGCCAUGCACUCGCCGAGCGGCGUGGCGCAGAACAGCGCGGACGGAUCUAGCGCGAUAUUGCCGGGUACGAAAGUCGCCAAGGAGACGAGAAGUUUGUUUUCGAGCUUUUGCGCUUUGAGUGGAUCGAUAUUUCCUGAAACCGACGUCCACAAGCAAUUGAAGUCCAUGCACUUCCAACGGUGCGCCCAAUCGCUCUUGAAAACGCGAACGGUGAUGGACCCGAAAGAUGCCAUGAACAACGUCGACGAAAGAGAAGGAGAAGUUUUAGAUUGCGUCAAGCAGUUAGGCACGUUGUGUUCUGCGCACCAUUGGACGUUCUUAGUGGCGCCGUGUGCGGCGACAGGUAGUAGCGUAUUAGAAGCGCUGACGAACAUUUGCUCGGCAGCGAUUGAAUCUGGCAGUUUGCGAGCGAUAAACGACGGAUCGUGUUUAGAUCUUGUCAUGAAAAAUUGCUUUGAUGCGUUUGCAGUGUUAUCAUCAAAAGUUGAGCGAAAUCAAGCCGAGUCGCCGGAAAUGGCGAUGAAAAUAAACCAAGAGAUUGCAAAGAUAUGCCAAAGGUACGUCGAGUUUGGUUUACAAUCGGCGAGAGAGUCUGCUUACGACGAAGACGACGGCCACGAAGAAGACGGUGCGGCGGGUAUCGAAGCUUUAGAUGUCGCAUUAGAUGUCGUCGCAGAGUUGUUUCGCGCGACGGUGUCGUCGUCCGUGCCAAUGCUCGCCGCAGCGUUGCACGAAAAAAUUAAUUUCUUGUUACAAUUAGCCGCGUUAUCGACCGAUAACGCCGCGCAUGCGGAUUUACAACGCGCUCCAGAGUUGUUUGAAGAGUUGUGGUGGUUGUUAAGGCUCGUAGGCCACGUCGUCGCGGACGAUGGUCGAGGCGAAACGCCCAUGCGGCCGUUACAGUUUGACGAAAACGAACAAACCAGAAUAGCUUUGCGUCAAAUUGGUGAACUGUUCAUCGGUACUCUGUGCGUCCAAAUGUGCGAGAAUCAAAGCGUCAAACAGUUUUUAUCGCCUCGCGUUGUCGAACAGGUUGUGUGGUGCGCGGCGAGAUGGGCGGAUACGCACCUGUUCCCGGAAGAUUCGGGCGGGCGCGUGCGCAACGUGUUACUCAACGAUAAUAAUUUGUCCAUCAACGGCAGCGUCCAAUCUCCAGACCCGUUUGAAGGCGAGGGAGGUGCAUACGCUGCCAAAAUUUUGGUCGGUUUAGCAACUGUCUCGAUAUCCUUUUACGACGGCGAAACGUCUUUAAGGAAAUCUGCAAGCUUUCGAUUACUUCCUUCCCUGACGCGACGCAAUGCGCCGUGUAAAGCGGUCGCGAACGAUCCUGCGUGGACGACGUUGUUAUUCUCAACCGGUCAAGCGCACGAAAACGUAAACGGUGGUUUUCCGAGCGAAAUAUUCUGCGGAUUGACUGAAUCGCUCGCGAGAGCUGCGAUUGGCAUCGCGGAAGAAAACGAUCAAAGAAACACGUAUUUGCGGUACGUUUUAGAACCACCUUCGAAGGUUUUGCUUUUAGCCAUAGAGAACAAGAAAUUCAUCGAACAUCCAACCGGUGAAAGCCGAACGAUGGGUGCUUUAGAAGCGCUCAGAGGUGUGGCGAGAGCGUCUUUGAGUAAAAGGCACGAGUUCUCGACGAACCAUUUCUUUGAACUGCUUUCGCCUCUGACCAGAGUGAUUGAAAAUGCAAUUUCAGCAAACUCUUCUCUCGUCAUCUCUCGAGCGAUGAAGUUAUCGGAAACCUUGUGCGAAAUAUUUGCAAUGGAUGAGGAGAACACGGAUCGACAGCAAAGAAUACGCGAGUUUACGCUCUCGAUUGUCUCGAUUUUCGCGAAAUCCGAACCUACAAAGAUGACCGCGGCGACGCUGACGCGAUUGCGAGACGAAGAAAUUAAGGCGAAUUACAAGUGUUUAAAAUCGCUUUUGAGAGCGUUAACGCACUUAGCUUCCGCGUGGAACGACGAAGAUAAAGAAAAAUUAGCCUCGGUUGUCUUUUCAGGACUGGCAGUUGUCAUCCCUCUCUUGACUCCGGACGCGUUGUUGCUCCCAAAGUUGAGAAACUGCUACUUUUCUUUGCUCUCGUAUUCGAUGGAAUCGUUCGCGGAUAUCAUCGUUAAAAACGCAAACAGAAUGUCAGAGCUCGUCGUCAACAUCAAUGGAUCCGCUGCUGGUGCUUCAGAUCCAAACGCGUUAUUUUUCAUGAUACUGUCGACGUUAGAGUUUGGUUUAGACAACGACGACGAAAACGUCUGCCGAGAAUCUCUCGUCGCCCUCGGCGCGUUGGCUGCGGCGGAAUUGCGAAAGCAGAAGAAUGGUGGUGGUGGUGGUGGUGCCGCUACCGAUAGCCCUCUGUUGAUGCAAACGACGCAAACGGUCGCGAGCUUCAUCGUUGAGGGUGGAUCGGCGACGGCAGACAACACCAAACCAAACGCUUUGAUGGUCCAGCUUCCGUUGUCGCCUUUGGGUAAAUGCCUUCGAAUCGUCUGGAAACGACUCCUGUUCGUGGACGCGUCUGGCGGUGAGAAGAACUCAGCCAUCGUAGACGAAGCCGCCGACGCCUUGUUGCCUUUGUUACAAAUAGAAAAUGCCUGUUUCAUGAGUCUCGGCGAGGAGACGUUUGAAGCUGCCGAGAAGAAAGGCGGUCGAGGCGUCGUCGUUCGCGAAGCGCUCGGCCAGUUGACCACGGCGAGAGGCUUAAACGCCGAGGUCGAUCGAAUGAACAAGAGAAGGUUUCGCAGAAACUUAGGCGAGUUCGUCGAGCGCGUGAGAGGAGUCGUUCGGAGCAACUAA